GUCCACACACGGAGCUGCAUCGUAUCGGGGGGAACCAUGAAAGAGAGAUAGGGCGCGUUUAGCAAAUACCCCAACGCUCAAGACAAAAACGAAAAGAAGGCGAUCGGUUACCGGUGAACAGCAUUUCUUCGUCUCCCUUCAGAUGCUGCUGUGAGAGUCGAGGCUGACACACGGAGCGGUCAUCAUGAACCAGAAUUUCGACCGAGCUCCCGGAGCGGGGAGAACCCACAGUCUUCCCGCGGACCCCGGCUUCGUGGCCACCGGGCCCCCGGGCGGCGACGGCCAGGGGGCGCCGCUCUUCAACCAGAGGGAGCCGCUGAGGCAGCCGCGCUCGUUGCCGCCGUUUUCCGAGAACAGCGGCGACGCGGCUGGCGAAGACUGUAAAAGACAAAGCAGACCUCAACAAAGUGCGAAUGCCAACAGCAUGUCUGCCUCCCGAGGAUGUCACGACGUGGACUCCUUGGUGAAGUCAUCAAAGCUUUCAGCAAGUGCUCCAGAGUUCGUCCCCUCUGGGAUUAGCCCGUAUGAAGACACCGCUAUUUAUGACGACAGCGACAGCUGUUACAGUGAAAUAAACUUGGAUGAAAUGGUCAAAGAAUUUCUUCAUCACCUGAACUCCUCACCAGGGACCUUUGAGUCGGACAUUGAAUACAUGACGGGCAUACUCAACUCCUGCGUCACGACUGACGAGUUGCUGCAGGAUCUGGUUGAACUGAUCUACAAAGAGUCCACUGCCAUUCCAAACUUCUCUUACACGGGUGCCAGACUCUGUAACUACCUGUCCAAGCAUCUCGCCGUCAGCCCACCAAGUGGCAACUUUCGCCAGCUGCUCCUGAAAAGGUGUCGAACAGAGUACGAAGAAAGGGAUGUAGCUGUUCGGGGAGACCCGGAGAGACAAAAGAAAUUCCACUGCUUUGUGCUCUUUCUGGGAGAGCUCUACCUGCACCUGGAGAUAAAGAGUGCAAAAGGACCUCCAAGCAGAGCACAGAUCCUCCUCACUGCUCUGAAAGACAUGAUGAUCAGUCUGUUCUCCAACCCGGUGGAUUCAAACCUCAUCUGCGCUGUCAAACUGCUCAAGCUUACAGGCUCCAUCCUGGAUGACACGUGGAAAGAGAGGGGGCAGUCGCACAUGGAAGAACUGAUACAAAGAAUAGAAACAAUAGUACUGGAUGCCACGUGCAGCAGGGAUGUUAGACAGAUGCUUCUGAAACUUGUGGAGCUGAGAUCCAGUGACUGGGGCAGAGUUCGAGCCGCUCCAGCAGCCAGCAACGCCACGCCAGACAACGACCCGAACUACUUCAUGAAUGAACCUACAUUCUACACAGAGGAUGGCACACCUUUUACAGCAGCAGACCCAGAGUAUGCUGAGAAGUAUCAAGAGAUCCUGGACCGGCAGGACUAUUUCGAUGAGUUUAGUGGAGAAAAUGGAAAUGAAGAAUCUGACUAUGAGGACGAGAUGGGGCCUGAGAUGGAAGAAGCGUUUGAGCAUUUUUGUUUAGAAUCCGAGAGGAAACGAAAAGAGACAUGAGAGCGAAAAUCUGUGACUCCUACUGUAUUUUUUCCGACUCAACUUGCUGGAAUGUUAUAAAGCAAAUGGCAGAAGUUCUGUUCCAACUUUUAUUUGACCGCAAACAAGCAUUUUAACAAAACGAGCUGUUCAUAGUUGCACUUCUGACACUUUUUUUCCGUCAGUGUUUAUUAGAAAACGGGGACAAUCGAUAGAAUGAUUGUUCAAAAUGGUAAAAGUGUGAUGGCUUUUUUAGACAUGAGAGAUUCUCUCUUUGUUGUUUUGAAUUCUUUCAUAAUAUUUUUUUUCUUUUGUGCCUGGACUAAUUCUGAUGAGGGAAAUUGUAUGUUGUGGAGUGGAAUUAAUUUUUUGGCAUUAAGGUACAGGCCAAAAAAGCUAUGUAAGAUGCACUGUAUGAUGGUUGAGGUGAGUGUUUUUAGAAUGUACCUACAUAAAGUGCAUAUACAUCCUUCAUCUCCACUGUCAUGACACUGCGUCUCAUUUCAGAUCGCCAAAUAUUUAACAUGUCAUUCAAAGAUGCUCACCUGUAAUCUGGCUGCAGACAAAACAACUUUUUAAAUUUUCUUUUGCGGGUUAAAGUCAACAUUUAUAAUCUUUAGAAAGCUGUGAAUCGAAAUCCAGUUCAUUUGCUCAAUUUAGCUUUAAAUAUUUACACGAGUUGAAGUUUGCAGCCGUCAGUUUGACAAACAGUAAAUCAGCAGCAUAAAGGUUUUAACUGUUGUCCUGGAAAGACUACAAGACUGUUUACCAGCAAUCCAUGGAACCCAUAAAAAGGAAUGUUGCUCUGUAGUUUGUAAAUAUUAUUUAUAGUAGUGUUUGCCUGCAAUAAAGUCUUUAUAAUGUGA
Scophthalmus maximus (turbot) is the source of this 2373-nucleotide messenger RNA. It is a transcript of the gene paip1, whose product is annotated as poly(A) binding protein interacting protein 1. Gene Ontology annotation, biological process: regulation of translational initiation. Bases 185 to 1528 code for a protein of 447 amino acids. The record is from RefSeq and is a predicted model, not a curated record. Lineage: Eukaryota; Metazoa; Chordata; Actinopteri; Pleuronectiformes; Scophthalmidae. Gene Ontology annotation, molecular function: protein binding; RNA binding; translation activator activity. The transcript is spliced from 11 exons.